AUGUCUUCCGGUGAGAGCUCGACGAUUUUUGGCUUCCCUGAGUACCCAAAAUUCGAGCGCAACAAAUCACGAUUCCCACAAGAAACUUUUCUUGGCAGAUAUCUUCACUACUUGGAUGUGAUCGAUCCUAGGACAUUACUGACAAGUGAUACGAAAUUGAAAGAAUGCGUCGAGUUGUUGAAGGCGCAUGAUGAGGGAAAAGCCACCGGCGCAUCGGAUCGACAACUGUGGCAAGCGCAAAAAAUUAAAGGAGCAAUCUUGCAUCCGGAUACCGGCGAGAAAGUGUUGCCUCCGUUUCGUAUGUCCGGUUUUGUGCCAUUUGGAUGGAUUACUGUGACGGGUAUGUUGUUACCAAAUCCCUCGUGGCCGACUCUCCUCUUCUGGCAAUGGAUCAAUCAGUCGCACAACGCUUGUGUCAACUAUGCGAAUCGAAACGCUUCACAGCCUCAACCAAUCUCGAAGUACGUGGGUGCCUACUUUGCCGCCGUCACCUCAGCGUGCUCGAUUGCUGGCGGUUUAACCUAUUUCAUCAAAAAGGCCAGCUCAUUGCCGCCAACGACGCGAAUGAUCGUGCAAAGAUUUGUCCCAUUGCCAGCGACUUCGUUGGCGUCAUCGUUGAACGUGUUGUGCAUGCGUGGAAGCGAGAUGCAAACAGGAAUUGAGGUCUACGAUCGCCAAGGCCAAGUGAUCGGCGUGAGUAAAGUGGCGGCGAAACAGGCCGUCUUGGACACAACACUGACUCGAGCCUUCCUCCCAGUUCCCCUACUCGCCCUUCCACCAUGUAUAAUGCCAUUUUUUGAGAAGUUCUCAUGGGUUCAAAAAUCCUCGGUUCGUCAUUUGUUAGUGAACGCGAUUGUGUGCACGAUCUCUUUCGGAAUCUCGCUACCAAUAGCGCUCGCCCUUUUCCCGCAAGAGUCAACGAUCUCAAUCGAUCAGCUUGAGCCCGAGUUCCGCGAGAAGACCAAAUCCCUCGAGCUCUACUAUAACAAGGGUCUA
This is a messenger RNA of Mesorhabditis belari, 996 nucleotides long. The record is from the annotation of a GenBank genome assembly. Lineage: Eukaryota; Metazoa; Nematoda; Chromadorea; Rhabditida; Rhabditidae.